This is a messenger RNA of Carassius gibelio (silver crucian carp), 3544 nucleotides long. RefSeq names its product potassium voltage-gated channel subfamily KQT member 2-like. The transcript is spliced from 16 exons. Gene Ontology annotation, cellular component: membrane. Gene Ontology annotation, biological process: transmembrane transport; potassium ion transport. NCBI's taxonomy places the organism in Eukaryota, Metazoa, Chordata, Actinopteri, Cypriniformes, Cyprinidae. Gene Ontology annotation, molecular function: voltage-gated potassium channel activity. The coding region runs from base 210 to 2723 and encodes 837 amino acids. The record is from RefSeq and is a predicted model, not a curated record.
AGCCCCUUCAUCCAAAAUCCGACUGCUGAAACAUUAAAUAUAGAGGCUCGUAGAGGAGCCGGAAGGCGUUAGACUACCCAUUGCAGUUUCGCCUUGGCUUUUCAAUUGGCUUUUAGUGCGAGACCACAGCACUACAUAACACACCCCGGCUCGGCAAUGUCUGCCCACGACUACUUUAUACACUCGUUUGGAUCUGUCAGACUGUAAGGAUGGUGAAGAAAUCCGCCAACGGUAAUGUUUACCACCCUCCGGCGGGGGAGAAGAAACUGAAAGUCGGCUUUGUGGGACUGGACCCCGGGGCUGCGGAGACGAGCCGAGACGGGGCACUUCUUAUCGCCGGUUCCGAGAGCACAAAACGGGGCAGCAUCCUGAGCAGACCGAGGUCCAGCAUCUCCAGGGGGCGCAUCGCUCACAAAAGAAACGCGCGUUAUCGCAGACUGCAAAAUUUCCUUUACAAUGCACUGGAAAGACCCCGCGGCUGGGCGUUCAUUUACCACGCUUAUGUGUUUCUGCUGGUGUUCUCCUGCCUGGUUCUGUCAGUGUUCGCAACGAUCAAAGAACACAAGAAAAGCUCUGAGAGUGCCUUGUACAUCCUGGAAAUUGUGACAAUCGUGGUGUUUGGUGUGGAAUAUAUUGUGAGGAUUUGGGCAGCCGGGUGCUGCUGUCGCUACAGAGGAUGGAGAGGAAGACUGAGAUUUGCACGCAAACCCUUCUGUAUCAUCGAUAUCAUGGUCCUUUUUGCCUCAGUGUCUGUGUUGGCCGCUGGCUCACAGGGAAAUGUUUUUGCCACCUCUGCCAUUCGGAGUCUGAGGUUUCUUCAGAUCCUUCGAAUGCUGCGUAUGGACCGCCGCGGGGGCACAUGGAAACUCCUGGGAUCUGUUGUUUACGCACACAGCAAGGAACUCAUCACGGCGUGGUAUAUUGGAUUCCUUUGUCUUAUCCUGGCGUCUUUCUUGGUGUACUCCGUGGAGAAGGAUGACAAUGCAGAGAUGUUCGACACGUACGCAGACGCCCUCUGGUGGGGGCUGGUCACUCUUACAACUAUUGGUUAUGGGGACAAGUUUCCUGUCACGUGGAAUGGGCGUCUAAUUGCUGCAACAUUCAGUCUGAUCGGUGUAGCUUUUUUCGCUCUUCCUGCGGGAAUCCUGGGCUCAGGAUUUGCUCUAAAGGUUCAAGAGCAGCACAGACAGAAACAUUUUGAGAAGCGUCGUAACCCUGCCGCGGCUCUUAUCCAGGCAGCUUGGAGAUUUUAUGCCACUAAUCUUUCACGGACAGACCUGCUGUCCACAUGGGACUUUUAUGAGCAGACUGUGUCGGUCCCAAUGUACAGACUCAUCCCUCCUGUAAAUCAGCUCGACAUUUUAAGGAGCCUGAAGGGAAAAUCUGGUUUCAGGAAGGACUCCCAGCUAGAAGUCACUCCAAGUAGUGAGAUUUCACACAAAGACACCCUGUGUGGGUGCUGCCCGAGAAGCAAUAGUGGUAAGCCCAGCUUGAAAGAGAAAGGCAGUCCCUCUAAGAGCACAGGGGGGAAGGAGGCUAAGACCCCCAAGGCAGAGGAGGGAGUCAAAGAGAGUCCAAGCAAAGUGACCAAGAGCUUGAGCUUCACAGAGCGGAACAAAGCAAAACACGCUUUCAGGAUGAAAGACGGAGCUUCUCGGCAGAACUCUGAAGAGGCAAGUCUUCCAGACGAGUUUGGGGAUGACAGCGGUCUCCACUGCGAGUUUGUGCCAGAUCUGUCUCCAGGACUCAAGUUCACCAUCAGAGCAAUCUGUAUUAUGCGGUUCCUGGUGUCUAAGAGGAGAUUUAAAGAGAGCCUCAGGCCCUAUGACGUGAUGGAUGUGAUUGAGCAGUAUUCAGCAGGCCAUCUGGACAUGCUGUCACGCAUCAAAAACCUUCAGUCCAGAGUGGAUCAGAUUGUGGGAAAGGGAGCUGCACCAGGAGAAAAGGACAAGCCCAAAAGUGACUCAGAGAUGGCUGAGGACCCAAGCAUGAUGGGACGUCUGAGCAAAAUGGAGAAACAGGUGGGGGCAAUGGACCUCAAACUCAACUUUUUGGUCAGCAUGUACACCACCCACAUGGGCAUCCCACGAUCUGAGACUGAAGCCCUUCUGGGCUUUAAAAUGCCUUACCCUGCUCCUCCUUACCACAGCCCUGACGAUAAGAGUGAGAAAGCACAGAACGAGAAAGAGGAUGCGUCCCCUGUCCAUCCUGGUCCCAAUGGGACUCCCACUGACAGCCAAUGUAGACCCUCUACCUCAUGGCAUCAUCAGGAUGAGUAUCCCCUCAGUGUGCCUCUCUGGAACAACAGCAGAGGAGUUUCGCCAAUAGGCACUGACGACCCCUCGCUGUACCGCAUCCCACCUCCGCCGUUCCAUGAGAACGGGGAUAACAGUCGCUCGCGGAGGUCCAGGAGAUCCGUCCAGCAGCAGGCAGCCGCCGAGAGCGACACGUCCGUCUCCAUUCCCUCAGUAGACCAUGAAGAACUAGAGCGUUCUUUUAGCGGCUUUAGCAUUUCUCAGGCCAGGGAAGAGGAUUACGUGCGUCCCGUGGGGCUGGGGCUUAUUGGUGGAGGUGGCGGGAUGCUGUGUACCCGUCUCAGGCCUUAUCUGGCAGAGGCAGAGUCGGAUACGGACUCUGACCUCUGUACGCCAGGAGCGCCAUCCCCUCUUUCGUUUACAGGAGAGGGGCCUUUCAGUGACAGGAUGUGGCCUGGUCUGAAAUAGUAUGGAGUUUCUUGUGCAGACCAGUGUCCUGGAUGCACUGUAGCUGAUGGAUGUGUAUGAGGCAAUUUAAACCAUUGUCAAUCUCAAAAACAAAAAUGUGGGAGUGAUUACAGACUGCAUUGAUGCAAAAGCAGCGAAAGUCAAUCUUAAACAUUGCAAUUUAAAAAAAAGCCCAAUAAUGGAGGCAAAGGAUGUGUGCAUUCAAAAGCGGAAAAGAUUGUGUGUAUUCAUGUACAGCUCAGGCAUGGAUCUUCCAAACAAAGAAGAGACCUCUUCUAUAUUAGUUUGUAUAGUCAUCACAAGUAAUGCAGAAUCAAAUGCACUUUUCCUUACAACUAUAAUUUUGAUUCAUGAGAUAUUUAUUUAUUUAUUUAUUAGUAUCAUCUUUUCCUUAAAUGUGUUUUGAGACUGUUAUGAAAACGUGUAGUUAAUCAGGGCAUGAGUUCAUAGUAAACAUCUUAAAUUGUAAGGUUCAUUUAGAGAAAAUAAUUUCAGCCAAAGAAAAAGACAGCAGAAAGCUGAGCAUGCCUUCAUUCUUCCCUAUUACAUUUCUCAUCUGUAGGAUAGAAAGAUUGAUUCAUUUUGUAUAGCUACUUUUAAAAUCAAAGCACUUAUGGAUAAAGACACAUACUUUUGGAGGAACUAUUAAUAUUUGUAGGAACCCUGGUGAUGGUCAGAGGAGAAAUAUCAAUGCUAUUGUAUGCAGUCAGUUUAAAUUUUCUAGAAUUGGUAACUUGCAUUAUGGUAUCAUGAUUUAUUCUGUAGAGAAGAGGACACUGAAUAAUAAUCAGACCUAAAAAUAAAUUAAAUGCAUGGCAUGU